This is a messenger RNA of Aegilops tauschii subsp. strangulata, 720 nucleotides long. Lineage: Eukaryota; Viridiplantae; Streptophyta; Magnoliopsida; Poales; Poaceae. The record is from RefSeq and is a predicted model, not a curated record.
AUGGGUGAAGGAUCCGGAGCAGGCGGUGGCUUGGGAUACGGUGAGAGUAGUGGAAAUGGCAGAAACAAGUAUAACUCUGCCAAGGGAGCUGGUGGAGGAGCGGGAAACGGUGCUGGUGGUGGUUCUCAAGGCGGAGCCGGAUCCGGUUCCGGGGGUGGCUAUGGCACCGGUGCUGGUGCGAGUGGCUCGGCAUCAGCCCCUAGUGGCAACGGGUAUGCCAACGCUGUUGGUCAGGGUGGGGGCGGUGGUGGUUCAGAUGGGUCAAGCGGGUCUGGAGCCGGAAGUGGUGUUGGCAAAGGAUAUGGUGUGAGUGGCAUAGCAACCGCACCGGCUCCUUCUGCUGGUGGUGUCAGCUACUCUGAUGCUGGCGGUGGUGGUAACGGUGAUGGUGGCGGUGGAAAUGGAGGUGGUAAUGGCGCUGGAGGUGGACAUGCUUCCAGCGACGACAUUUCUGGAGGCAAUGCUAGUGGAGGGGGUAGCGGCAAUGGUGGUGGCCAAACUGGAGGUGUCGCUCAAGGUCCAAGCAUGGGAGUUGGUUCUGGCUUGGCUCUGGAGGCGGACAGACUAGUAGCACUGGCUCCUAUGGUCAAGGCUAUGCCGUCGGAACUGGUGACGGAGCGGGUGGUGGCGGUGGCAGCAGCAACAAUGAUGGGUCUGCCGGUGGAUCUGGUGGCUGAUCCGGAUCCAGCAGCAGUGGAUACCCCUAAAUUUUACUUCUAA